Molecule: messenger RNA, 3149 nt
Organism: Medicago truncatula (barrel medic)
Lineage: Eukaryota; Viridiplantae; Streptophyta; Magnoliopsida; Fabales; Fabaceae
Product: receptor-like protein 15
Exons: 2
Coding region: 383-3043 (886 amino acids)
Molecular function (GO): protein binding
Source: RefSeq, a predicted model, not a curated record
AUAGAAAAUCUGAAAACGGCGUUUGAAAAAGCAAACGAGGUUUGGCCACGGUAAACGUGUUGUCAAACCAGCACUUUAUAGUUUAUGCUUUCACACAAGUAAAGAAACGCGGUAGUGACACGCUACAAUCAAAACAAAUCGGCUAAGCUUCCAAACUUUUAUUGAGUAGUACAUUUAAACAAAGUAAAAAUCAACCCCUAUAUGCUACUCAAAAAGUAUUAUACAAUUGAUUAGGUGGAAUUGUAUGGAAAUUUCGAAGAAAUGCAUGAGUUAUGGUACCAUUCUUUCUCUCACCAGUUAGUACUGUAUAUAUGAUCCAUUCUUUGUCACAUAAGAAGAUAAUAUAUAGAACAAAGUUUACUAAUAUAGUAAGCAUAACUAAAUGGAGAGAGUCUUUGUCAAAAACCACUUGUGCUUAUGGAUUGUUGUUGUUGUUGUUGUUUUGUUUCUUGUCAAGGAGUUAGAAGGGUGUUUAGAGAAAGAAAAGCUGGGUUUAUUGGAUCUUAAAACCUUCUUGAUUUCAAACAGCACUAGUAAAUACAAUAAUCUUACAUCAUGGGAUAAGAGUGAUGUUGAUUGUUGCUCAUGGGAGCGUGUCAAGUGCAACCAUACCACAGGACAUGUUAUGGAUCUCUUGCUUGGAGGAGUUACAAUUCCAACCAAUACAACUUAUCUUUGGAUCUUCAACUUUUCAUAUUUUCUUCCUUUCAACCAUUUAGUUCAUCUUGACUUAUCAGCUAACUAUUUUGAUGGUUGGGUUGAAAUUGAAGGAUUAUGUGGAAUGAAGAAUCUGCAGGAACUUGACCUCAGCAGAAAUGGAAUGAGUGGUUAUUUUCCUCAAUGCCUUAGAAACUUGACAAGCCUCAGAGUACUUGAUUUAUCCUCAAAUAAUUUUGUUGGAAACAUUCCAUCUUUCAUCAUUAGUCUCAAGUCUCUUGAAUAUCUAUCUCUCUUUGAUACCAACUUUGAUGGAAUUUUCUCAUUUAGUUCUUUGAAUAAUCAUUCUAAACUUGAAGUUUUCCUUCUGUCACCAAAAACAAAUAACUUGUAUGUGGAAACUGAAGAAAGUCCAUCAUGGCACCCUACUUUUCAAUUAAAAGUUCUCCAACUUAGAAAUUGCUUUCUAAAUUCAAAGAGAGAUGGAACUUUUCCUACUUUUCUACUUUAUCAGCAUGAGCUGCAACUACUUGACCUUUCUCAUAACAAGCUAUCAGGGAAUUUUCCCUCUUGGAUAUUGGAAAAUAACACAAAGUUGGAGACCUUAUACUUGAUGAAUAACUCAUUCACAGGAACUCUUGAGCUUCCAACUUUCAAACAUGGUUUAUUGGACCUACAAAUUUCAAAUAACAAGAUUGGUGGUCAACUACAAGAGGAUAUAGGUAAGAUAUUUCCAAAUCUUUAUUAUGUAAACCUAUCUAAGAAUAGUUUUGAGGGAAUUCUUCCAUCAUCCAUUGGUGAAAUGCAAACAAUAAGGACUUUGGACUUAUCCAAUAACAACUUCUCUGGAGAGCUUAGUAGCCAUUUGAUCUCCAAUUUGACCUCAUUGAGACUUCUGAGGCUAUCUCACAAUAGUUUCCAUGGACUUGUUCCAUUACUUUCAAACUUAACAAGAUUAAAUUGGUUGUAUUUGAACAAUAACUCCUUUAGUGGAGUAAUUGAAGAUGGAGUGUCAAACAAUUCUUCUUUGUUUUCCUUGGACAUAUCAAACAAUAUGUUAUCUGGCAGGAUUCCAAGAUGGAUUGGAAGAUUCACAAAACUAAGUGUACUUUCAUUGUCAAAGAAUCGUUUACAAGGUGAAAUCCCAAAUGAGCUUUGCAACCUAAUUUCCCUUAGCUAUUUGGAUCUUUCUGAAAACAAUCUAUCAGAUUUUUUACCUUAUUGCUUUAAGAACUUCAAAUACAUGAAGUUCUUAUACUUGCAAAAGAAUGCUCUCCAAGGUAAUAUACCAUAUGCUUUUUCUCAACUAACAAAAUUAACAUCACUAGACCUGAGGGACAACAAUUUUUUUGGAAAUAUUCCACAGUGGAUCAACAGGCUCUCAAAGUUAAGAGUUCUUUUACUGGCAGGGAAUAAAUUAACAGGUCCAAUUCCUAUCUAUGUGUGUGAACUUGAACAUGUCAGAAUUAUGGAUCUCUCACAUAAUUGGAUUAAUGAAACAAUACCUCCAUGCAUUAAGAAUAUAUCAUUUAAAAUGGUAGAGUUUCAAACUACUGCAGUAGGAGGAAGAGCAGUGCAGAAUGAUAAUGACUCAAAGGAUAAAAUUCAGUAUUAUGGAAAUACUGCAACAUCAUACAUUUUUUUAGUGGAUGAUAUUUGGUUCACCCCUGGAAAUACUUUCGACAUUUUCUAUAACUCCUCUUUGAGCUUGAACCAUCCUAUUGCUGAUGAAUACAUGAUAUCUUAUGAAAUAGUAGAAAUUGAGUUCAGAACAAAGAGUUAUUAUCUCUCUUACAAGGGUAAUAACUUGAACUUAAUGACUGGAUUGGAUUUAUCAAGUAAUAAUUUGAGUGGUAGUAUUCCCCCAGAGAUCGGAGAACUAAGAGAUAUUAAAGCCUUGAAUCUUUCGCACAAUCGAUUCUCAGGAUCGAUACCAGGAACCUUUCCCAAUUUGAUAAAUAUUGAGAGUUUAGACCUUUCUUACAAUAAUUUGAGUGGUGCCUUACCUCAAAACCUGACUAAUUUAUACUCUUUAGCUAUAUUCAAUGUCUCAUAUAACAAAUUCUCUGGUAGAGUUCCAACCACAAUGCAGUUUGCAAACUUUGAUGAGAACAACUAUAGAGGUAAUUCAGAUCUUUGUGGAUCUGUUAUCAAUAUAACCUGCAAUCAUACCUCCAUUUUUCCACCAGCAUCGACAACGCAACAUCAGACCGCAAUUGAUAUGGAGUCCUUCUAUUGGAGUUGUGUUGCAUCUUAUGUUACAGUUGUCAUUGGGUUAGCAGUAAUUCUUUGGGUUAAUUCUCAUUGGUGUAGGGUUUGGUUUCGUUAUGUUGAUUUGUGUAUAUUUUAUUGCUUCUCAAGGUGUUUCAAGAAUGUUUUCCAUUAGUGAUUUGGCUAAAGAUUUGAAGAACUUUGUAAUAACUAAGUAACUAGAUAAUGAGCAUUUCAUCUUAGUAAAUAAUUGAAAUGAAAGUAGAUCUUACCAUUUAUAA